Molecule: messenger RNA, 1993 nt
Organism: Nasonia vitripennis (jewel wasp)
Lineage: Eukaryota; Metazoa; Arthropoda; Insecta; Hymenoptera; Pteromalidae
Product: speckle-type POZ protein-like
Exons: 2
Coding region: 466-1530 (354 amino acids)
Biological process (GO): proteasome-mediated ubiquitin-dependent protein catabolic process; regulation of proteolysis
Cellular component (GO): cytoplasm; nucleus
Molecular function (GO): ubiquitin protein ligase binding
Source: RefSeq, a predicted model, not a curated record
GCGGUACUUUUUUCCAUAUAUACAAACCGCAAUAACAAAUAUGCUUAUUGUCUGAGUUAUACAUUUUGCGGUUCAGCGGUUCAAAAGCUCCGGCAUUGACCCCGUCUAGUUUCGUUGCUCGCCACGAGACGUCAGGGCAACCAUUCUUAUUAAAUUUCAUUUCAAAUCGUGCACAAACGCACGCAGUGCGCGAUGCCGUCCAACUCAGUUUGGCGCUUAAAUCCCUACCACCAGAAACGAUUCCGGAUCGACCAAUCAGCGUUUAUCUUGUUGUACUUGAAUCCUUUGUUCUCAUCCCUCUCUCCUUUCGUCAAUGCAGAAUUUGAGCGCGCCUGUUGCUGCGUGAGCGAGCGUGCAUGAUCCAUUUGACGUUUUACUUCGUAUUCGAAAUUUCUAAAUUCGGAAGAUUCGGCACCGUUAUUUAAGAUCGCCACCUUUGUUGCGUUGUAAGCAAAGUUACAAAACAUGGCUCCAUCAAAAGCUGCGAAAAAAAAUAUACGCGGAAAGGUAAAAACUAUGGAGGCAAAAUUAGAGUGGCAAAUCCCAGAUUUUUACACGCUUUGCAGUCAAGUGAAAGUCGGGGUCGUUGUUAAAUCACCAAAAUUUGCAACUACACUAGGAAGGGACAUUGAGUGGUAUUUACGGUUGUUUCCUGGAGGAAAAAGACAAGAGUUCCAAGAUUUCAUAGCGCUGUAUCUAUGUAACACCAACACUGUGUCUAUGGGAAAAAUAGUAGCUAAAUCCAACUUCAAAAUUAAGAAUAGCAAAGCUCAAGUGGUGAUUGAUCAUUCUAUGACAGAAUCCGAUUUUGAUUGUAAGACUGCUUGGGGGAUUGAUCAAUUGAUACGAAAAGAUUACAUACUCGAUCCAGCAAAUGAGCUGCUGACCAAUGGUAGCUUGACGAUAAUUUGCGAGAUUAUAACAAUGCCUCGAUAUCUCGUGAAGGAGUUGAAACACAACAAAGAGGUACACGAGCUACAACCUGCUUUAGCAUCUCGACUUGAACUGCUGGACAUUUACGGAGGUCUUAUGGACGACAACAUAUUUAGCGAUGUAGCGCUUCUUUCAGAAAGUAGAAGUGUUAGAGCGCACAAGUGCAUACUUGCCAGGAGCAGCUCAGUAUUUGCUACAAUGUUCGAUAAUGAAAUGAAUAAGGAGAAGAAGGAGAUCAUCUUAGAAGUUAAUGAUAUUAGUUAUGAUGUUCUGUUGGAAAUGAUUCGCUUUAUCUACACUGGAAAGGUAAAUGGAAUAGAAAAAAUGAUUGGGGAUCUCGCAAUUGCAGCAAAAAAAUUUGCCCUACAUAGGCUGCUUAUUAUUUGUGAACAAGCAAUGAUAAAAAGUAUGAGCAUUCACAAUGUCGUACAUUCCCUUCUAGUUGCCGACAAAGUCAAAAUGAAGGAGCUGAAGGCAACGGCAAUUGAGUUUGUUACUAUGAACGGCAGUAAUGUCAUUGAUCAGCCAAGCUUUAGAAAGUUACCUCCUAAAAUUAUAUUCAAAAUCUGUAGCAAUUUAGCAAAAAAAUUUAAAUAGUAGUUAAUAUUUAUGUAUUAAAUAGAAUACUAUUAGUCAUCUUCAAUUUUUUAGAAAAGUUUCAGCCCUUUAUUUUGUACCAUAGUUUCAGAUGCUGGAUAAAUUAUUAAAAUAUUUAUUAACUUUUUGCUAUAGUGAAUGCAAACAUUCGUAUAUUUAUUAAUAUAUUUAUAACUUUUGCGAUAAAAAAAUUUAACAGCUUGAUUAUUAUUAACAUCAGUCAUUUUUUAUGAAAAAUAAUUGUAACGGAAUGUUUUAGUUAUAUGAAAACUCAAGUGUUUAGUAUUUCCUCUUCAACAAGUUUGUGGAAAAAUCUUGAAUAAGUGCAGAUGAUUUGAUUUUUCCAAUUGGGCUAUUUAACAUAAAUUAUGUAACUUAAGAGUAGCUGUUAAUCUGAAAAUUAAAUAUUUAAUAUAUAUUUUGAAGCAUAGAAAUUAGUUUCUGAACAAUCAUUAAAUAGAAC